UGUACGCUCACACCUUCCUCUGUACUUGCCAUGGCUGGAGAAAUAAUUUAUGCUGAUUUAAAAAUUCCUGGAGCCAGUUCCUCUUCAAGGCCACCACAACGAUCUCAGCACCUCAGUUCUUCUCCAUGUCCCUGGUGGCAUCGCAUCGCUGUAGGGAUCGGAUGGGCUGGGAACAUUGUCCUGACAAUAGCUGUGAUAGCACUGGGAGUUUGGGUUUCCCAGUUGCAUGUCUCUUGUGAAGGACAGAUCAGAGGAGCUCUGAAUACAUCGGAGAAUAAUGAAGCACAGUGCUCCUGCCAAGAGGAUUUCCAGUCUCGCCUGAAAUCAAUUCUUUGUGAACCCCACAAUGGCAGCUUGGCAGAGAGCUCCGGGUGCAAACUGUGCCCCAGGGACUGGCUGCUGCGUGGGGACAAGUGCUACUGGCUGUCUAAGGAGCGUAAAAACUGGACUGGGAGCCGUGAUGACUGCUCAGGGAAGAGCUCUUACAUGCUCGUGAUCCAGAACCAGGAGGAGAUGGAGUUCAUACAGAAUGUUACACAAGGUGCAAGCUAUGCCUGGAUUGGACUUAAAGUGACAUCCCCAGAGGGGGAAUGGACCUGGGUGGACGAUUCCCCGUUAGAUCCAAUGCUCUUCUCAGUCUCAGGCUCUGCUGAAGGGAACAGCUGUGGCUGGAUAGGAGACAGCAAGAUUCAGUCUGAGACAUGUGGUGCUGAGUUCAAAUGGAUCUGCCAGAAAGAAGCUACCAUGAUAUAGACAAUGGAGUGGAAGCUCUGUAUUUGCAUUUCUGUAACAUGCAGUCCCCUGCAUUUGGGCUCAUGGGGCUGGAUUGUAGUUUUAGGCAGAGCUCUAAGUUGGAGGCAGAGCAGAGGCCUGGGAGGUGCUGGAACUCAGGUGCCCCUCACUGUCAGUUCCUCCCCUCAGUCCUUCUCACUGGGCUGAGGUCUUGGGGUGUAAUUUAUAACAUCCCCCAAACCUGCAGUAAGUUACUACCCUAUGCUGCUUCCCAGGGUAUCCAGGGCUGGGAGGUGCCUCACCACUACCUGCCCUUUGCCUGAAGGAUCCUUGUCUUUACCUGCCAGGGGCAAGCUCCCUAACUCCACUGGUCCCACACAUGCUCACUGCUGGGCCUGCAGUCACUGCACGGUAGCAAUACGCCCACUCUGCCCUCAAGCCCUCUGAGCAACCCCCUGGUGCAUUCAGUCCUUGUCUUUGUUCUUAAAAAGGACAGCCCCCUGCUGUUUGCAAAAUCCACGAAAGAGGAUAUUUACAGGAUGAAACAAUCUCUCAAUUUGAACCUGAUUCACUAUGCAAAUAGGCAUCCAGCUACAGGUAUACACAAUACACAGCUGACUAGACAAGGAGAUAACCUCAGUUACCACCUGCCUGAAAAGAACAUUUGAGGUACAUCACCUCCUGGUGACCUGCCUUAACUGCAGGGCCUUAAGGGCAUCAUUCU
Molecule: messenger RNA, 1456 nt
Organism: Gopherus evgoodei (Goodes thornscrub tortoise)
Lineage: Eukaryota; Metazoa; Chordata; Testudines; Testudinidae
Product: killer cell lectin-like receptor subfamily B member 1B allele C
Exons: 6
Coding region: 31-753 (240 amino acids)
Source: RefSeq, a predicted model, not a curated record